Phacochoerus africanus (Common warthog) is the source of this 663-nucleotide messenger RNA. It is a transcript of the gene SPMIP1, whose product is annotated as ATP6V1F neighbor. The transcript is spliced from 2 exons. NCBI's taxonomy places the organism in Eukaryota, Metazoa, Chordata, Mammalia, Artiodactyla, Suidae. Bases 1 to 663 code for a protein of 220 amino acids. The record is from RefSeq and is a predicted model, not a curated record.
AUGGCCCUGUGUGAUGUGGGGCUUGGUUGCCGAGUGACGGUCCCUGGGCAGCCACCUGCUGUCAGAGGACUCUGCUUGCUCUGCUCACCCCUCAGCUGCAGUCACCCUGGUCCCGCUUCUUCCGUUGCCACCAUGUCACGGCACCUCAACAUGGACACGGUGCUGCAGAACUUCUGGAAGGAGGAAUAUCUGAGGGAGAAGAUGUUGGGCUGCGAAUGGCACCGCAAGUACGGGUCGAUGGUGAAGGCCAAGCAGAAGGCUAAGGCUGCAGCCCACCUACCCCUCAAGCUGCCUACACUGCCCCACAAAGCCCCGCCGUCCCCCCCGCCUGCCCUCAGAGCCCUUCCUUCCAGAGCCCCCAGCCCUGCCCCGGAAGCUCCUAUCCAGUCAGACAUGCGGCCAGCACCGCCUGCCACCCGGGCCCUGCUGUAUGAAGGCAUCUCCCACGACUUCCAGGGCCGCUACCGCUACCUCAACACCCGCAAACUGGACAUGCCAGAGACGCGCUACCACUUCCCCAUCACCAGCAACUUCACGUAUGGCUGGCAGCUGGGCCCCCCAGUGAAGCAAGAACAGGUCUCCUGCAAGAUGUGCCGCAUUGAAUCUUUCUUCCGCAAGAAUGGGGCCUUCGCACUGCUUGACCCCCGGGACCUGGCUCUCUGA